AUGCUCACUGAAAGCCAGAGUCAAUCAUCUAUUCACUGUUUUGUUGAUGGUAAUGUUUUUAAAAUAAAGUAAGGAUUUAAAAGUCAACAGUUAAAUAUCUUAUCAGAUAAUAGCCAAACUUCAGAGCUGUUUCUAAAACAAGGUUUGAAAAUGAUUUAAUAUUAUUAAAGCCAAAAUUUUGCAUUCUCUUGGAAGAAAUGAAGAAGCUUUGUUAAAUUUAAGUAAGGCAAUUGAACUGGAUUAAAAAAUGAUAGAUGCAUAUUAUAUUAGAGGUAAUAAAUACUAAAAUUCUUUAAGGGAAUAUCUAUCGAUUAUUAAAUCAAACAUAAUUAGCUUUAUAAGAUUAUAAGAAGUGUGUAUCAGAAGGAACUAAUAAUCAUUAAGUAUAUUAUAAUUUAGGUAACAACUUAAUUAAACUCAGGUUUGCUUUUAGCUGAAAAUAACCGAAAAGAAGAAGCUCUGUAAUAUUUUGAUUAAUCUCUUAAAUAUUUAACAACUUUGGAAACACUAAUAAAUAAAGGAAUUUUAUGUAUAUAACUCAAUCUUUUUGAGCUAUCCUUAGAAACUUUCGAAAAAGCCUUAGAUCUUAAUCCUAAAUGCCAUAUUGUAUAUUUUAGCAAGGGUAAAUAUAGAAAUUAUACAAAUAGGUUAUGCCUUGUAUAAACUUGAUAGAUUGAAAGAAUCUUUGGAAUGUUAUAAUAAUGCAAUCAAACUUAAUAAUUACUUAAUUAACGGUUAUAAUAACAGAGGUAAAUUUAACCAUCAUUUUUAAAGCCGUUGUUCUUUGUAAAUUAGGCUAAGAGAAAGAAGCUAUUGAGUGUCUAAAAAUAGGUUUAAAAUUAUAAUCUGAUGACCCUAUAUUAAAUUUAAAUUUGUUUAAAUUAUACAGAAUCUAAAAAUAGAUAGAGGAAUCUAAUAUAAUAAAAAAUAAACUUAUAGGAAUUGAACCUGUGUGGUAGGAAAUAGAAAAUUUAGAAUUUAUAGAAUCUGUUCUUGAAAAUACAAAAAAUGAGAUCAAUCUGUUAUCAUCUAAUAAUAUUGAUUAAUCUCUUUAAUAAUUAAGUAAUUAUUAUUAAAGAGUUCAAAAUGCCUAUAAAAAUUUAUGGAAUUAUGAUUUGGAACUAGAAAAAAUUGAUCCUUAAUUUAAUUAAUAAGAUACAUUUUCUAUCUCUUAAAUACUUGAAUAAUCAUUGAAUACAGAUGAAUCAAUUAUAAAGCAUAAACUACUUUAUUUGUAAGAUAGAGUUUAUUUUUAAUCAUUAUAUUGGAGAUUGUUAAAUUACCUUAGAAUUAUUUAAUUAGCUCAAACUGAGGAAAAUAAUGAAAAAUUAAAAACAAUUGUUGAUUAAGUAAAUAAUUCUAAUCAAUUAAUACUCCCCUCAGAAAAUGAUAGAUUAAAUUUCAAUAAUAAAUCUAUGAUUUAAAGUUAUAUUAUAUCAAACUCAUAUAAUUAAGAUAAUAAAAAUAAUUAAAAUUAGACUAAAAAUAUAAAUAAUAAUUCAGCUAAUUACAAAAGAACAAAAAGUGCUUCUAGAAGAACAACUAAAAAACCAACCAUUGAUAAAUCAAAAUCUUAACCUUCUUAAAUUAAAUUAAAAGGAAUCAAAAAUUCUUCAUCUAUAAGUUAGAAUAAUUCAAUUAGAAUAUAUCCUUAAUAAAUAGUUAAAUUUUAAUAAAAGGAUAAGAAUUAUAUUGAAUUUAAACCUAUUUUAAUAUCAUUAGAAAUUGUUAGAUUAAUGAAUGAGUGUUUAGGGGUUAAAUCAUUUUCUGAUCUUUCAAUAAGAAACAUAAUUAAAGUAAUUAAUAACAAAGUAAAAAAUUUGAAGGAACUUGAAGUUGAAAUCUAAUAUGCUGCUUAUGAUUUAUCAAAUCGAAAAUUAGAAUAAAAAUAAAUUAACAGUUAAAUAUAAUAGAUAUAAAGAAAAGAAUAUGAAUUAAACAAACUUGAUUAUAUUGAUCUAAGAUAAUGGUAAUAAGGGAUAGAUGAUACUAUUUAGGUUCUAUACUAUUUUAAAGACAAUUAUCGAACUUUAAUAGAACCAUUAUAACAACCACUUAGGUUUUAAAUUUAAGCCAGUUAAACUUAUGUUAGAAGGUCUAAUGUUAAAAAUACAGAAUAAAAAGUAGUUCAAGUAGAAAAUAGUUGUACAUGUUCAAUUUUUUGA
Messenger RNA from Paramecium pentaurelia, 2165 nucleotides. The record is from the annotation of a GenBank genome assembly. Lineage: Eukaryota; Ciliophora; Oligohymenophorea; Peniculida; Parameciidae.